AUGGCCACCACAGCCUCGGUCGGCCUCGCCUUGGACUUCAGGUCGGCUCCCAGACAGAGCAGAGACACGCCUGAGGCCAGGCCCGGGCCUGCUGGGAAGCGUGCUGCGCCGGCACACCCGGCCGCAGAUGGAGACCAGGUGUGGCCAGAGGACACCUUGCAGCCCUCAGAGCUCACUGCCCGUCUGCCUCCCUUGCACGCCGCGGUUCCUGACCGGAACUUCCGGCCACUCCCACCGCCUCUGUGCCUGGCCCAAGGUUCUCAUGCGAAGGUAGGAAAUCUGUUAUCAUUUCUUAAAGCCUUGAGAAUUGUGUUUAAAAAAACCUUGCAGACAUUAAAGGAUGAGUAA
Molecule: messenger RNA, 348 nt
Organism: Rangifer tarandus platyrhynchus (Svalbard reindeer)
Lineage: Eukaryota; Metazoa; Chordata; Mammalia; Artiodactyla; Cervidae
Source: the annotation of a GenBank genome assembly